AAUCUGCAUAGGUAAGAUAUAAGCAAGUUCAUAACACUAGCGCGUGGAUUUAAACGGAGUUAUUGAACAGUCACACUGGAUCAAAGAAAACCAGUGGAUUAUUGUUUUCUUUGUUGCGGUGUUUGUUGAUUAAGCAUGCAGAGAAAAACUUGCAAGACAAUGUCUAAAGCUCGGUGCAAGUAAUUUAAAAUUACAUUACAGUAAUUUAAAGGAAUAUUGUUGAGUUAUCUGGAAUAAAAUUGCGCUAUUGCAUCGACACAAUUUAACAACGCUUGAAAGGCUGUCAGUAUUGUUGAGGCGUUUUUUUUCUUCAAUUAAAUCUACACUUUAGCAAAAGUGUUUUGGUAAGAAUGUAAAUGCAUGACAAAUGUCAUAUUAACUCACUUAAAAUAUAAAGAAAAUAAAUAUGUAAGAUAUUUUAUGAACGGUGCGUGUUUUGGUGCAAACAUAUAUGUAAGUUCCGCGUGUAAAUAAUAAAUAGUUAAAUAAAACCAGCACUAUAAUGGACCAAUUAGGCAACAUUUUUGAUAUCGUGCUACUGGUGACGUUCGCUUUCUCUGUGUGUCCGUUCGUCCGGGCGAUGACGUGUCCAACCUGUGAUAAGAUACACUGUGUGCCCAAGACCGCUUCUAAGCUGGACUGUAAGGGCGGUGUGACGACGGGCGUGUGCGAUUGCUGCCCCACGUGCGCACGUGUCGAGGGAGAGCGGUGCGGCGGCGUCUACAAUUAUCUGGGAAAGUGCGACAAGGGUUUGUACUGUGAAUCUAUGGACCUGCGGAAAAAGUCGCGGACGCAAAAGAACAACAACGAUCCGGAAGGCGUCUGCAAAUUAGUUCCGGUGCAAGUGAAGGACCAGCCCUCGGAAGCGCGCCCCUCAUGCCGACCGAAAUGCACGCCAGAGUUCUGUACUAAACACCCUCGAGCCAUCUGUUCGGCACUCGAAGUGGCGGAGCUUCUGCAGCCUUGUCAAUCUAAGUGCCAGCACACUUCCUGUAGUGCUUGCCGAUUCGUGGAAGAGUCGGCGUGCCGGAAGUGCCGUCAGGACGAUUUCCGGUGUAUAAAAAAGUUUGGGAAUUGUAUGCGCAAGGAGACAUGUUCCAGAAAAAGAUUUCCAUGCAAAGAAAAAUAUUUUUCAGACUGGGUGAAUCGAGUAGGCAAGUUCCAGUGUUUCGUGUCCGGCUGUUGAAGGAAGGGCGGUGUGAUAUCCCCAAGACUUACGCACACAAAAAAAAACACUAAAAAUAUUACUGUCGCGGACCGUUAAAGUAUCGAGAUUUUACCGGGAUAUCGGCUGUUGGCUUACCGGUUACCAAAGAUAUAGUAGUUUAAACUUUGACAAGUGAUGUCAACGUUUUUAAGUUCUUUUCACGAUUUCAUUAAUUCCAAAAAUAUUCAUUAAGCAUUCUUCGAUUGCAUUUUUCAUUACAUAAAUGCUUAUAUACUCGCUAUUCAUUGCCUCUACAAAUGUAUAUUUUAAUACUUUUUUGCCAACGUCAAGAACCUGAUGAUACCGUAUAAUCAAAUAUGACAUACUUGUUGAACAUGUUAGCGGAUGUCAAAUACUUUAUCUUCUGAAUUGUCUUUGUUAUGAAAUCAUAAUCAAUGCAAAAGGUGUCUAUCUUUCUGUACUAUUGUUUAUUUCUAUAUGUAUUUCCAGUAACUGUUAAAGUGUUGUUUUUUUUAUCAUGAUCAUACAUUUCAACCAAAUAAUUAAAAUAAUAGUUGAGAACGACUCAGAGGCUCUUAUGAUUAUGUUAACCCUUUGCAUGCUGGGAAAUUUGUCGUCUGCUAAAAUGUCAUCUGUUGAAUUUCUAAAAUUAGCAUUUUCUUCGAUUUUUUCAAAGAAUACUAUCAGAAUAGCAAACAGUUUGGAUCCUGAUGAGACGCCACGUUCUCUGGCGUCUCAUCUGGAUCCAAACUGUUUGCAAAGGCCUUCAAAAUUCGGUUCUAGCACUGAAAGAGUUAAAAGGUUCUUAUUUGUAAGGGUUCAUGAGCUUAUUUACUGUUUGCACACAUCUAUACUUUAAAAAGAAUAAAUGAAAACCAUGAUUUAACCUUUGUAUUUAAAAUUAAUUUAAAUAAAAGCACAUUAAAAAGGGGGAAUUUAAGAAAAAUAUAUGUGUAUCUGUUGUUGUUUUUUAUCCAUUUUUAAUCAUAUUUUGUAAUUGUAUUUUGUACAUUUUUGUGCUAUUUAUCGUUGUAAGUGCAAUCAUGUUUGCCUGUUUGUCAGUGAAAACACAAUUGCUUUUUGCCACUCCAAUAGCAAAUGGGUAAUAAGUUAUUUACCAGCAAAUUUUUUUCUUAUUUGUACCUUAUAGGCCAAAUCAAUCGCGUGUAUAUUUAUUAUAUUUUCAAAUUGAGUCCCGCUAUGGGAAUACCGGGUUUCAUGCAUGUGCGUUAGUGGCAUUCUCAACUUAGCCUGUGCAGUCCACACAGGCGAAUCAGGGACGACAAUUUCCGCUUUUAUUGUAAUUUUCUUUAAAAGAAAGUCUCUUUAUAGCAAACAAUCAAGUUUAGGCGGAAAGUGUCGUCCUACAUUAGCCUAUGCGAACUGCAUUUAACCCGAUUUUCCAAUUAUAUUACGUGAAAAAUCUUUCACAUGUAUUUCAGAAUUAAUGCAUGACUGUGUCAAAUUGCGCAUUUGCAAUAACUUUAAAAUAUCUGUGUCAAUACAUUUGCAUAACCAUUUACGUACGUCACACGUCGUGAUGUGUCAUAUCAUAAAGGGUUACCAUACCAACGUUACAAGGCGUGGUAUGAUAGAUCAUUUCCAUAAUCAUGUAUGAAGACAUGAUUUGUCUAAAUUUGUGUUGAGCCAUAUAUGUUCAUCACAAGACCUGAUAUGUGUCAAAUUAAUUGAAGUACCAUGUAUUUACAUCACAAGCGAUGCUGAUUCAAAUUAUUUGCAUAACCAUAUAUGUACAUCAAAAGACAUGAUGCCAGAAAUCAAUUGCAAAAUGAUGUUUUUAAGUGACAUAACAAGAUGUGUCAAAUCAUUUGCAUGACCAUGUUUAUUUAUCACAAAACGUGAUGUGUCAAAUCAUUUUAUGUAUACAUCACAGCACGCGCUGUGUCAAUUCAUCCGCAUGUACCAACAUGCACGUAAAUCACAAGAUGUGAUUUAUCAUAUCAUUCACCUACACGUUUUCAAAACACGUGUAUGACACUGUUCGGCUUACGUGUAAUAACUUAUGAGCGUGUAAAUAGUUUACGGUUAACAUUAGAGCUACAUAUUAUAAUACUGAAAACAUUUUUUUAUAUACGCGUUAAAACUGUUCAUUUAAAUUAUUAAUAUUAGAGUGUUAAAAUAUUUCUUUAAAAAAAGGCUUAUUCUUUAAAUGUUCUGAAUAAUAUGGAUAUCGUCACCAAUUGUGCUUAUAUAUUUUUUGUUAUUUGCCGCGCCGGAUUCAAGUUGGUUUAAAUAAUGUCAUUUUUUAGACAUAUUAAAACAUAAAUGUCUGUUUAAAUACGCAAUAAAUAUGAGAUUUAUUUAAAUAUAUUUAAAUGGAAGUGUUGUUGUUUGUAUUUUUCGACUGAUGCGCAUAGUUUUUCAAUAAUUUAUUGUUAGAGUGAAGUUUCUUAAUUGGCCACACGUGUUGUUAUUAUUUGAGUUGGUGGUCUCAAAAUGUUACUGUUAACCACAUGUGAUUAAUUUAUCUUUGACUUGUGUACAAAUGUGUGUUAUUUAUUUUCACAAACAAAAUCAAUAAAUCAUUUCCACAAUCCA
Dreissena polymorpha is the source of this 3727-nucleotide messenger RNA. RefSeq lists its product as uncharacterized. Gene Ontology annotation, molecular function: insulin-like growth factor binding. The record is from RefSeq and is a predicted model, not a curated record. Gene Ontology annotation, cellular component: extracellular region. Lineage: Eukaryota; Metazoa; Mollusca; Bivalvia; Myida; Dreissenidae. Gene Ontology annotation, biological process: regulation of cell growth; regulation of signal transduction. Bases 503 to 1186 code for a protein of 227 amino acids. The transcript is spliced from 4 exons.